Aureobasidium uvarum is the source of this 1494-nucleotide messenger RNA. Lineage: Eukaryota; Fungi; Ascomycota; Dothideomycetes; Dothideales; Saccotheciaceae. The record is from the annotation of a GenBank genome assembly.
AUGUCUCCAGCGUCUUUCGAGAUGUCGAACCGCCGCAUGGCCAAUCUCUCCAUUGAUACCAACGCGUUCCAUGGACAUCAGGCCUUGAUCUCUCCACCUGAGUCGGCAAAUAGUGCACGUCGUAGUUCUUACGACAUGAACUUCCACCAGGCACCUUUGUCUAAUUAUCACCCCAAUACACCCGUCCAGUUCACCGGCCAAGACAUGUACAACGUUAUACCAUCCGACAAGAUGAAGCUCUCGUUCCAUCAAUAUCCUCCAAGCCCCCCUGUGGACUUUACUCAAGGGCAACAGCACUUUACCACAGCUUGUAACUCGCCGACGUGGAACUCGUCGAUGGCAUUCGGACAGAAGUCUGAAGCCGACCCUUUCUACCAGGACAGUUCUGCAUUGUUGUCGACCGAUCAUGAUUGGAACAGCUCGACAAUGAGCCACUACUCGAAUGUCGACUACGCGCCGGACCCAAACUCCUUAUUCAUGUUGCCCUCGCAGGAUCCAUCGGCGUCUUUCAUGACGGACGUCGAUCCUCACCACGAACACCUGCCGACCUUUAUCGCCCCUAGCCAGGCAGUCCAUCAACCGCCAGAGCUGGACUACAACAUGAGCAUAUCCGGAUGGGGUGGCCUCCAGACCCCUGUGCAUGACAGUAACAUCCUGCACUCCUCUUCUCCACCAGAGUUCUCUCCCACGACUCCAUCUACGCUAGAGUAUUCAUUUGAUGCCUCAUAUGUCACCCAUGAUGUAUCACCGUCUUCUUCCGUCUAUGGCACUACAUCUCGCUCCAGCCUCACCAAGAAAGGCCGCAAGAUGUCCAAAGCCGACAAGCGUCGCUCCAUCUGCAGGAGUGUUCCUGUGAAUGACUCGAACACCUCGAUCACGCUCUUGACCGAUGAGCAGUCGGCAGCAUACAGCAAGCUGUCGAAGGAGGAUCAGAAGAACUUCAACACGGAAAAGAAGUCCCACGAAUGCAAGCACCCGGGCUGCGGACUGAAGUUCGCCAGGUCGGAACAUUGUAAGCGGCAUCAGAAUAGUCAUUCGGAGAGGUACGACUACGCUUGCUACAUCUCCGAUCACCGCCUCAAUCCCGAAGAUCCAAAGACCCAAUGUACCGUAGGUAAGAAGGGCAACGGCAAGCAGAACCGCAAUGACAACUCGCGGUCCCAUCACUGGACGCAUGUCAAAGCAUACCUUGUCGCCAACGACCCUCUGGUCCGCGAGCGCAACAAGCCUCUGAAUGGCAAGUCCAAGUCUAAGGGACGCAACUGUCCCAUCUCGCCCAUUCAGAUGCUUGCUCUCGUCCGCGCCAGAGACUCUCACUCUCCUCCAAACCAGGAGGUCGUGCUCAAGUUCUUGAAUGGAGAGGCUGGCAAAGACUUUGGCGUUCAUAUACUUUGGGAGGAAGAGGGGUGUCCGGUCGUGCCUUGUCCACGCACUGUAGGGGCUAGUGGUUGUGGGAUGUGCAGGUCGAAGCAAGGGAAGGAGAAGAAGGAGUGA